GGAUGGAUGUCCAGCACAGUCUAUUAAAUUCAGAAAUGCCACCCAAAAUAUAACUAGGUAUCCAGAUUUUUAUGCUUAUGAGGAAAACUAUGGGUAUUUCUUUAAUCAUGAAUAUUUAUUUCUAGAGAUCAGUAAUAGUCCCUGGGCUACUGGGCAUGAUCACAUUAAACAUGUAAAUGAGGAUAGGUUUAGAUUAUGUAAAUUUCAGAAAGAUGCACAUAAAUAUGUAUAUUACAUAUUGAAAAACAAAAAUCUGAAGUAUCUUAAAUUAUUAUUAGAUAAUAUUGUGUUUAUAUCAAUUCAUUUUCAUGAGUUAAAAAUGGAUAUUAAUAUAAUGGAUUGUAAAAUGCAACCAUUUUACUUAAUAAACCCAUUUCAACAAAUUGAUCUCCCACUUCAUCAUUUAGAUCAAAAAGGAUCAAUAGAUUCUUUGGUUUCUUUAUGUCAAUCAUUACUUAUAUUAAAUCAUUUGAUAAAGGAAAAUACCAUCACAUUGGUAAAUUAA
Molecule: messenger RNA, 505 nt
Organism: Entrophospora sp. SA101
Lineage: Eukaryota; Fungi; Glomeromycota; Glomeromycetes; Entrophosporales; Entrophosporaceae
Source: the annotation of a GenBank genome assembly